UAUGGGAGCAAGGUCAGCUGUUGCUUGUUAGUACAUUUCAGUAUGCAAGUGCAAAGCAAAGACAAAGCAGCUUUAAAACAUCUUCGUCAUUUCUGCCGUAGAAGAAAAUGAUUUUGAUAAAUAGUUCUCUUAUUAAAAUAAAUGGGGUGAUACAUACUUGGAUCUAACAUAAGGCACGACAAAACAGGAGCUCUCUUCAGAACUACAGAAAUUACCAGCUAACUGUACGAGAGACAAGGCUACACAAAGAAGAAGCCUCUGGAUUUUUACUCUGCUUUAGAAGAAAAAGUAUUGUAAGAUCGCUUGAAGAUGAAGACAUUCUCAUGGACUUUGAAUUUACUGUUACUACUACUAUUACCAAAUGGAUGCUAUACACAACAGUCUAAAUUCAAUAAAAACUCCCCUAGAAGAUACCCACGUUCUACAGAAGGAGGAGAGGAAGGGAAAAGGUGUGGCUAUACAUUUAUUGUACCUGAACAAAAAAUAACUGGACCAAUUUGUGUAAACACUAGAAGCACAGAAAACAAAAAAGAUGAAAUUACAAGAAUGGACAUUGAGAAUCUGAAGGAUGUAUUGUCCAAACAAAAGCGCGAGAUUGAUUUGUUGCAGCUAGUGGUUGAUGUGGAUGGGAAUAUAGUAAAUGAAGUAAAACUGUUGAGAAAAGAGAGCCGCAACAUGAAUUCCCGUGUUACUCAGCUAUAUAUGCAACUCCUCCAUGAGAUAAUCCGCAAACGGGACAACUCACUUGAGCUCUCCCAGCUGGAAAACAAAAUUCUCAAUGUCACAACUGAAAUGCUGAAGAUGACAUCAAGAUAUAGAGAACUUGAAGUAAAAUAUGCAGCACUAACUGAUCUUGUAAAUAAUCAGUCAGUUACCAUCUCAUUACUGGAAGAACAAUGUUUGCGGAUAUUUUCACGGCAAGACACCCACAGUUCUCCACCAUUAGUUCCUGUGGUACCCCAUCAUAUUCCUAAUAGUCCACAUUACACUCCAGGCCUCCUGGGAAGUAAUGAAAUUCAGAGAGAUCCAGGCUAUCCUAGAGACAGAGAUGUGAGGCCACCUCCUGAUCCAGCUACUUCUCCUACAAAAAGCCCUUUGAGAAUUCCACCAUUAAUGCUGAUCAAUGAAGGCCCGUUCAAAGACUGCCAACAAGCCAAAAAAGCUGGAUAUUCUAGCAGUGGGAUUUAUAUGAUUAAACCUGAAAACAGUCAUGGACCAAUGCAGUUAUGGUGUGAGAACAGCCUUGAUCCUGGGGGGUGGACAGUUAUUCAAAAAAGAACAGAUGGUUCUGUAAAUUUCUUCACAAACUGGGACAAUUAUAAGAAAGGAUUUGGAAAUGUUGCUGGAGAAUACUGGCUGGGAUUGGAAAAUAUUUAUUUGAUUUCAAAUCAAGACAAUUACAGACUUCUGAUAGAACUAGAAGACUGGAGUAAUAAGAAAGUCUAUGCAGAAUAUAGUAGUUUCCGACUAGAACCAGAAAGUGAAUUUUAUCGAUUGCGUCUAGGAACCUAUCAAGGGAAUGCUGGUGACUCCAUGAUAUGGCACAACGGGAAGCAAUUUACAACACUAGACAGAGACAGAGAUAUGUACACAGGAAACUGUGCCCAUUUUCAUAAAGGAGGCUGGUGGUACAAUGCCUGUGCUCAUUCCAAUCUCAAUGGAGUAUGGUACAGAGGAGGACAUUACAGAAGCAAGCACCAGGAUGGGAUUUUCUGGGCCGAGUACAGAGGCGGAUCAUACUCAUUAAAAGCCGUUCAGAUGAUGAUCAGACCAAUUGACUGAGACACUUGAAACAUUAAAAAACUGUCCAUGAGUUUCACACAAAUGCUACAUUUCAAGUUGUUUUGCAAAUUUAUUUACAACAAGCAAGCCCAACAAAGUAUUUUUUUAAAAAAAACAUUUCUUAUUGCAGUACACUCGUAAAGUAAGCAGGAGUUGCAUUUAAAAUAAAUCUCUGUUCAUACAAAAUAUAUGGACUUUAUCGGGAGUAAUUAAAACAAUCAGAUUUGGUAGACUACAAAGAAAAUUCUGAAUGAAUAACUGUUGUAGGAUGAGAUGAUGUUGCUGUGUGUUAUGUGUGCAAACAUUUGCUUUCACAGAUUUAAAACUAUUUAAGUUUUUUAUUUCAAAAUGAUUUCCAUUGGAAAUCUUAUUUUGAGAUACAAACACAAUGAAUAAUGCAAGACAAAGAACUGGAGGAAAGCUCUGGUUUUGCAAACAUAUUUUUGUGGCAAAUGAAUGAUUUCAGGACAGUAGAGAUAUAGUACAGCUUUUACAAGAUACAUACACCCUGCAUCUGUAGGGAUGAGGGGCAUUGCUCAUAAACCUUAACCCUAAAUUAGUGGUGGGCAAAGUGAAUCUCUCGAGAGGCUGCUGGGUUGCAACUGUUGUCACUACUGCCUAUGCUGGUUAUGGAUGAGUUGCAGCGUGACAACACCUAGAAGGCCAAACUUUGCCUAUCCCUGCCCUAGAUACAAAUACUGUAUAAGAAUAUUAUUAAUAGUAUUUCUAGAGCAUUGUUCCUAAAUUCUCAACUUCCUUCACAGAUGUCCAGUAAUCCAUUACAACAACACAGAGCUCAGAAACUUACUUUUUGUAAGAAUGAACAUAAAGACAUGCUGAAGCUAUCUGUAACUUGGCUCCAGGUCAUCAUUCUACCGCUACUCUGUCAUGUCAUUAUGUUCAUUUUUAUAAAAAGUAAUGAUCUAAGCUCUACAAUUACUACCUACAAUGUAAGGCAAGGUAGUAAUAUUAGCCUCAUUCUACAGACACAAAUAGAUAAACUCAUGCACUGAGUGAAGGUCUACAUUGAUCUAGGGACUUUUCAGUGAAUUUAAUGUUCUUAAGCCAUUACACUAUACUAAAUGUGUUUGAUGGAAAUAAAUCAUUUUGGU
Sceloporus undulatus (fence lizard) is the source of this 2894-nucleotide messenger RNA. It is a transcript of the gene ANGPTL1, whose product is annotated as angiopoietin like 1. Gene Ontology annotation, biological process: cell surface receptor protein tyrosine kinase signaling pathway. Bases 310 to 1782 code for a protein of 490 amino acids. The transcript is spliced from 5 exons. The record is from RefSeq and is a predicted model, not a curated record. Lineage: Eukaryota; Metazoa; Chordata; Lepidosauria; Squamata; Phrynosomatidae.